Messenger RNA from Dictyostelium discoideum AX4, 5700 nucleotides. RefSeq lists its product as hypothetical. The coding region runs from base 1 to 5700 and encodes 1899 amino acids. Lineage: Eukaryota; Evosea; Eumycetozoa; Dictyosteliales; Dictyosteliaceae. The record is from RefSeq and is a predicted model, not a curated record. The transcript has 3 exons.
AUGAAAAUUACAAAUUGUAAAAUUGGAUCGAUAACUUAUUUAUUUAUUAUUUUUUUAUUUUUAUUAUAUAGUACAAAUGCGAUUAAUGUUAGAUCAAGUAAAUCAAUUAAAAAAGAUGUAAAUAUUUUAGGAGUAGAUUUAUCAUAUUCAUUAUUAGAGAUAGAAUUUGAUGAUGAAUUUUUUACAUAUGAUUCAUUAGCAUGUCCAAAUUUUACAUGUGAAUCAACUACUGCUAUCGAUUGUUCUUGUGACUAUUCGAAUAUUGAAGAUUGUCCAAAAGUUAAGGGUAGGGAUAAGUCAUGUCCACCAUGUCCAGAAACAUUUUUAGAACAAAUUACAGAAGGACCUAAUGGAUACUUAGGAGGUGCAUUUUGUAAUCGGACUGUCUGGAUCAACGGUACUAAAUUUGAGCCAUUGUCAAAGAAUUGGACAGUGAUCGAAUUAGAUAAACAAUACUCAUACACUACGAAUAAAGUCAUGCAAUUUAGGAUAAAAGCAGACACAAAAUCAUGUAUGGGUAUGAUGCUAAAAGUAUCACCAACUCAAAACUACCCAAUCUCUGCAUUUGGCUCAGUACCAUCUUUCGAAAUGGCAAGAUUCGUCUCUGGCUCAAAACUUGAAACUAAUGCAGUCUACAAUAUAUGUCCAUCCGAUAAUUGGAAUAGAACUCAACAUUAUACAUACACUAAAAGUUGGACAAGAGACACCUAUUUCAUAAUGAUCGAUCCACAAUCAGUCCUAUCAACUUUUUCUUUAAUUCUAAGAUCAAAAAAAGUUGAACCUUUAUUAUUAUCACCAUCAUCAUCACCAUCAUCAUCAUCAUCAUCAAAUAAUAAUGAUGAUAAUAAUACUUUACAAAAAACUUGUAAAUCAAUGUAUCCUUCAACUCAUAGAUGUAUAAAUUUAGGUGAAAAUACGUUUGGUGUAACAACAAAUGAAAAUCAAAGAAAUUAUUAUACACUUUCAAUCGAUCAACCUUCAAUUUAUUUCUUUCAAUUUCCAUCAUUAUUUUUAACAACUUCAAUAUUUAUUUCAGAUUCUUUAUUAAAUUUAUAUCCAAAUGAAUCAACUUCACAAUGGUUUAAAAAAGAUUCUUAUGAAAAUUAUUUUACACUUUAUUUAGAACCAAAAAAUAAUAAAAGUGAUUUAAUAAUUUAUAUUGGUGUAUUUAGUUAUUUACCAACAAAUUAUUCAUUUUGUGUUACUAGAAAUGGAUUUAUGUUUCCAAAUUUACUUUCAGAAAUGUCAAUACAACAAGGUGCAUUCUCAUUAGCUUCGACGAGUAUAUUCUUACCAAUUGGUAAGAAUAUGAAUGAUAGUGAUUAUUUUUAUACAUGUAAUAGUCAAGCAGAGUGUAACCCAUUUUCAAUAUUAUACCCAACAAUUGAUAUUAAUCCGCUUUGGCCAGUGCCACCAGUACUUUAUGGUGUUGAAGAUUUUGAUUUUAAAAGUGUUUUAUAUACAAGUGAGGGUUAUCAUGGAUUUGGUAUUAUAAAUUCGAAAUUUAAAUUAAGAUCUUACCAAGUUGCAAUACUAUUAAAAUAUGAUAAUGGUAAAGGUGAUAGAAAGGAGUAUAUCUCUUAUGAUGAGGUGUUGCAAUCGUCAAUUCAAUUUCUUUCUACUUUAACCGACUCUAGAGGAAAGUUAAUUGAUUUUAAAGUUACAGGAUUCCAAGAUGUUACAAAUAUAACUUGUAAUCAUACUGAAUUUAAAAGAGUGUUGGAUUUAGUGGACCAUCAAAGUUCUUUGAUUUUAAAUAGUCUUGUUUCUCCAUCAUUGAAUGAAUUAAAUAAUUGGAGAUAUGAAUUGGGCGUGUUAAUGUUGAAUGACGCUUGGAUUGGGUGCAGUAGUAAGGUAAAGGAUAUGUUGGAUAUUAGAUUAGUUACAAAGAAUAUUUCAUCCUAUUUCUGUCCUUGGCAAGUGGGUGAUAUUGAAUUCUCAACUGAUCCAUGUUGCAAUUCAACUCAUCAAUAUUAUCGUUGUUGUAACCCGAGAUAUGUUGAAACUCAGGUAUACGAAUUCCAUGGUAUUAUCAAUGACGUGGCACAGAAUCAAUGUAAUUCAGACUCACUCGAUUGUUCAUUAUCAGUGCUUGAAGAGUAUGGCAAUUAUCUAACUACUGACGACCAACUAUGCGGCGAUCCUUCCACCACAUCCACCGAAAUCCAAUACUCGCUCUACUACUCCCUAAGAAAUUGCAAAGACAUCACAUUGAUACCACCAUAUUGUAAGAAUGAUUCAGAGUGUACCCAAUUCUCACCAAAUGGGAGAUGUGACCUUUUCACAAGGAAAUGCUUCUUGGAUUAUGAAAUAUUGGAUAGAAUGUAUGUUGAUUGCAUAUUUCAAGAAUUAUCACCUGCAACUCUAUUCUCAUUUGUUUCAUCAACUACUUUUAAUAGUACAACAAUUGAUAAUAAAUAUAAACAACAUUUCACUGAUGAUUGUGUUGGUUCAAAAGGUAGUAGUUUUCCAAUUCGUACAACUUAUGCCUAUGCAACCAAUGAUCCAUAUGUUGGUAUAAUACCAGCUACAAAUUGUCUUGACAAAUCUUGUAAAACCAUUUACAAUUCAUUAUUUGAUAUUUAUUAUUCAGGUUGGACUUUUACAAGAGAAUGGAGAGUUAAUGAAAAUACUUGUUCAGAUUUUGUAACAUGUCCACAAAUUAAUUGUCAAUCAACAUUAAAUCAAAAUUUAAAUUGUAAAUAUUUAUGUGAUCAACAAGAUUCUUUAGAUUUUUGUGGUUAUUGUAGUAGUAGUAGUAGUGGUAGUAUUGAUAACACUACCACUACCAAUAGUACAUGUUUUAACUUUUUAGAAUUAAAUAAUUCAAUAUCAUGCGAAAAUAGUGAUCCAAUUUGUAUAUUAUCAAAUGGUGAUUAUUUAUAUAAUCUUAGUAAAGAAGAAUGUGAAUUAUCAUCAUCAAUUGGUAGUUGUACUCAUUCAUGUGGAUUCGAAUGUAUUGGUGUUAGUAGACUUUGUAUAUUUGGUGACUCUAAUAAAACAACUUGUGAAAAUAAUGGUUACCUUUGGAAUGGUGUUGAUGGAUAUUGUGUUGAUUUAUCAUCAACUACUGAAGAGCAAUGUUAUGGUAAUUAUAAUGCAUCUUCUUCUUCCUCAUCCUCUUCUCCCUCUUCUGAUAGUCGUCCACUUUGGGUAGAUUGUCCAAAUAGAUCAACAGAUCUAUGUAGUGAUGGUUUCUUUUGUGAUCUUAAAGAGGUACCAUGUAAAACUAAAGAACAAUGUGAAUCAAUUGGUGGUGAAUGUUCAGAUAUAUUUUUCUUUAAACCAGAGAAUGUUCAAUAUUAUCCAUUUGGAUUUGGUAAAUGUGUUACAAAUCAUACAUUCCUUCAAAGAGAUAAUUCAAAGACAGUAUCUUGUCCAAAUGGUCAAGUUGAUUCACCAAAUGGUUGUUUCUAUCAAUCACCGGUUUAUAAAACAAAAGCUCAAUGUUUAGAUACACCAGGUAAUAGAUGGUGGACACCUUCAGAUAAUAGAUCACAAUGUCUAUCGAAUGAAAAUCAAGGUUGUAGAAUAAUGGAUGUGGAUUCAUUUGCAAAUUUACCAUUUAAUUUCAAAUUCAAUGAAAUGGAUCAACAUCAAUGUGAAGGUUGUAGACAACUUUUACCAAGUUCCUCCAAAUGGACUGAUAAAUUCAAAUGGACAAAUGCAACUUGGUUACCUGGUAUUCAUAUUGAUAAACCAAAAUGGUAUAGAAAUUUAACUUCAACCCCUCGUGUAUUUAAAUCAACAUUUAACUAUCAAAGUUUUUAUCUAGAUUUAGUUGAUGCAGUUGGAAGACAAACUGCUGAUUUCUAUAGAUCUCAAACAUUUUGUAAAAAAGAAAAGAAUCAAAAUAGUUUAAAUUCAUUAGUUUGUAGUUGUUCAGGUGAUGCUGGUGGUGGUAUAACAAAUAAUUGUUUUAAUUCGUCAACUCCAUUAUUAGGUUUAACAAAUCAAUGUAAUGGUGAAUCAUCUAUAUUAGGAUUUGCAAAUGGGUUUGUAAAUUUAACUGAUAAUUCAGUAUUACCAGGUUGCCAAAUUAUAACCAUUUCUUUAGUUUCAAAAUCAAUAUUCACUUCAACAGUACCUGAAUCAUUGGCAUCAAGUUUCGUAUCCUAUAAUAAACCUGAUAACUAUGGUGUAAUCAAUUCAAAUGGUGCAAUCAUUGGUACACUAUUAAUGGAUGGUAUAAUGAUUAAAUCUGAACAAAACAUUCAAUUGAUGGUGGUAUGUUUUGAUAUUACCAAUAUUGCACAGAGUGAUAAAUAUCCAUCUUUUGAUUUCGCCACAAAUUACAAUAGUACAAGUGCAAUGGGUUCCUUAUAUCCAAUGACUGUUGAAACUUAUUUAGUCAAAGAUCCCGAUGGUAUCACUUAUAUGUGUUCAAAUCUAUCAAAUGUUCAACCGGAAACCAUCAUCUUUAUGAUCAAUAUAAUGGGUGGUGAUUGGAUGGAUCAAUCAAAAGAAUUAUUCGAUUCAACUACAAAAUCACUUUUAUAUUUCUUGGCUGUCCUAUUCUUAUUAAUUGGUUGUUUUGGUUGCUAUCAAAUAAUUUUAAUAAUUUUCAUUGGUUAUAGAUCGAAAAGUGGUAAUAAUAUUAAUAAUACUAGUAGUGGUAGUGUUGGUGGUGGCGGUGGUGGUGGUAUCGGUGGUGAUCAUCAAGUUCAAAUAACUCAUAUUUUAACUGGACUAAUAACAUUGUUUAUUAUGUUAAGAUCAAUUUAUUUCUUUGUUAUGCCAGGUGGCUAUCUUUCAUCUAGUCCCGUUGCAGAUUAUAUUUUAGUGGUUUUACCAACAUUUAUUUAUUUCUCAGCUUUUAUAGUUAUGAUAGUGAUUUGGUAUAUCAUUGUAUUCAUGGUGUUAAAGAAUUAUUCAAUGGCAGGCUCAAGAACUAAAAGACUCUAUACUAUUGUUUUCGGUGUAAAUGUAGUGCUAUAUAUACUUUUCAUCAUUGUAGUACUAGUAUUCCAAUAUACUCAUUAUUCACCAAACAAUUAUUGUGGCGCAAGAGUUGUUGUGCAAAUGAAAAAUUCCAAACCCCAAAUUAUAGUCUCCAUUCUUUACGCUGUAAUUCAAGCUAUCCUUUCACUUGUACUAGGUUCAUCAUUUGCAUACCUCGGUUCUUCUUUAUAUUUAACUUUAAAAAAGGCUAAUUUCUCUUCACUUAAAGCUUCUAGAAGCUCACAAAAAUCAAUUAGAAUUUUCAUUUUAACAGUGGUUUGUAGUAUUGGUUUCUUAUUACAUUGGGUUUUUAUAUUAAUUUUGGUAAGCUCAGAAAUCAAUUCAAUAGCUUUCACUUUUGUUGGUUUAUUAUUAACUGAAAUUUUACCAGCUGCCUCAAUAUUGUAUUGUUUUCAAACAAGAAAUAAUCAAAAUAAUGAAACAACUCUCAAUAGUGGUAAAAAUUUCCCACUCUCUUCUCUUGGUUCAACAAAAACUAAAAAAUUAAAAACAAAAUCACCAAAUUUACCAAUUAUUAAUUAUAACUCUAAUAGUGUACCACCUUCUCCAAUUAUAGAACCAACUAAUAAUAAUAAUAAUAAUAAUAACAAUAAUAAUAAUAAUAAUAAUAAUAAUAAUAAUAGUAAUAAUAUUAAUAAUGAUAAUGAUAACAAUAAUAAUCAACAAAAUUCAUUAUCUAUGGGUGUAAAUCAAGAAAGAAAUAAUAUUAAUUCAAGUAAUGAAAUAAAUAAUAUUUAA